UUUUUUCUCCCGUUUCUGUUUUGAGUUACGCGGUCGCGGCGGUAUUCCGACUCGGAAGCGAUCAUUACAUCGAUCUGGAUCCGGUGGGCCUUCGCUCGUCUCGGACUGGUGUGGGCGUAACUGUGUGUGUGUGUGGUGGGUAAGAAAUUAUUCGCCAUGCCUCCGCAGAAAAUCACUUAUUAGACGCUCUAAUCCCACCCCUCCAACAGAGAAAGAAAGAAGAAAGAAAGAAAGAUGUGGUCGUCGUUUCGUCUUUCCUCGUCCCUCCCCCUCCCCCCUUGAGUUUAUACUCAAUACUCGAGCUUUCCAAGCUCUUGUAUAUACCAAUCCCCAGCAACUUCGAGUCUUUAGUACUCAACCCAUUCAACCAAACAAUCCUACACGCCGUUGAGAUAUACGCAUUAACAUCAUGUUCGGUGGUAUCGACUCGGAACGGGACCUUGAAAAGGCUCCCCAGGUGGCCAAGGCGCCUAUGGAUGACAGCAGCGAUGGCGCUGUCCCUGGGGAAAGCUUUAUGUACGGCAACUCGGUCUACGCAAAGCUUCAGCGGCUGGCUGGGAAGUUCAACAUUGAACAACGAGGUGUCGAGCGUGUCCCCGAGAACGAACGGACGGAUACCUCGUACUUCAACAUCAGCAGCAUGUGGCUGGCAGCCAACAUGGUGGUUAGUUCGUUUGCUAUCGGUAUUCUGGGACCUGAGAGCUUCGGACUUGGCUUUGUCGACUCCAUCCUCGUCUGCCUCUUCUUCAACCUGAUCGGUGUCCUGACUGUCUGCUGGUUCUCUUGCUUCGGCCCUGCUUUCGGUCUCCGUCAGAUGGUCCUAUCCAGAUUCUGGUUCGGGUACUGGCCGACAAGAUUCAUCGCUCUUCUGAAUGUCUUGUCCUGCCUGGGUUGGUCUGCGGCCAACUCCAUCGUCGGCGCCCAAUUGCUCAAUGCAGUCAACAGUGACGUCCCUGGGUUUGCGGGCAUUUUGAUCAUCGCCGUCUGCACCCUCUUCGUCACUUUCGCCGGAUACAAGGUCGUUCACUUGUAUGAGUUCUACAGUUGGAUUCCUACCUUUAUCGUUUUCAUGAUUGUCUUCGGCAUGUUUGCUCACUCUGGAGAUUUCUGGAACAUUCCCAUGGGAACUGGCGCUGCUGAGAUUGGCUCUGUCCUGUCAUACGGUGCAACUGUCUAUGGUUUCGCUACCGGAUGGACCAGUUAUGCCGCUGAUUAUACCGUUUAUCAGCCUUCGGACCGCAGCCGCCGCAAGGUUUUCCUGGCUGCUUUUGGUGGCUUGAUCCCUCCUCUCCUCUUCACUCAAUUCUUGGGCAUUGCUGUCGCUACUGCUGCCAUGGUCAACGAUGGAAACAACAAGUACGCAACUGGUUAUGCGCAAUCCGGAAACGGAGGCAUCAUCUGGGCUAUCGUGGAACCUCUCGGCGGAUUCGGCAAGUUCUGUCUGGUCAUCCUCGCCCUCUCCAUCAUCGCCAACAACUGUCCCAACAUUUACUCCGUCUCUCUCACUCUUCAGGUCCUGAGUCACCAGACUCAGAAAGUCCCUCGGUUCAUCUGGGUGUUCCUGGCCUCAUGCGUCUCCGUGGCCGUUGCUAUCCCUGGAUACUCCCACUUCGAGGAAGUUCUUGAGAACCUGAUGGACUUCAUCGCCUAUUGGCUGGCCAUCUACUCCGGUAUUGCUAUCGCCGACCACUUCAUCGUUCGUCGUGGCUUCGGUGGAUACCGCCCUGAGCACUACGACAAGCCCGAGAAGCUUCCCUACGGCUUCGCGGCUUGCAUCUCUUUCGCCUUCGGCGUCGUCGGCAUGGUCACCGGUAUGAGUGAGACCUGGUUCGUUGGACCCAUCGCCAAGCGCUCGCAUGGCGGUGAUAUCGGUUUCGAACUGGCCAUCUUGUUUUCGUUCGUCGUGCACGCUAUCGUCAGACCUAUCGAGCUGAAAAAGUUUGGUCGGUAAAUGCGUGCAACUUUCUUACUGUCUUUUCAUAUACAACAAUUUGGGAAUGGGUUUUCUUGGGAAUAGGUUAUCGUCAUUUUUGUUCAUGUCUGUUAAGAGGAAUCAGCUUGUCUAUGGUGGUUCCCAAGUGGAACCAGACGGCUUCCGUCAUGCUAGCUGGUAUUUUGUACAUAGAUAUUAUUGUUGAUUCUAAUAACUCCCGUGCAGAUGAGCCGGGAUGUCGAAUACGAAUGAAGUCGUCAUGAAA
Aspergillus uvarum CBS 121591 is the source of this 2198-nucleotide messenger RNA. Its product is annotated as cytosine permease. The transcript has 3 exons. Gene Ontology annotation, molecular function: transmembrane transporter activity. The record is from RefSeq and is a predicted model, not a curated record. NCBI's taxonomy places the organism in Eukaryota, Fungi, Ascomycota, Eurotiomycetes, Eurotiales, Aspergillaceae. Bases 410 to 1951 code for a protein of 513 amino acids. Gene Ontology annotation, cellular component: plasma membrane; fungal-type vacuole membrane. Gene Ontology annotation, biological process: transmembrane transport.